CCCCCCCCCAACAUCGCUCUCGCUCUUCAGCUAGACCGAUUAACAAUCUCGUCGCCUUGGACCACCGAUAGGCAGAUUAUGCUGGUCGCCACUCCGAUCGACACUCGUUCCUUGCAUCUUAACUAACUUUCGACCCACCCCUUGGGACGCCCUGCUUUGCUUGCUCAGCCAACCGCCCGCUACCCCAAACCUCUUCGUCUUCAAUCGCGAUCUCUCGCCUUCUCGACUUGCGGUAAGCGUUGGCGCGCAUGAGCACCACGCUGGACCUCUCGCCAUCACUCUCCAGUACCUCCGACCUUCCACAUCAUCGCCAGCAAGUCGACAGCCCCCACUUGGGUGACCAACAAUCUGACGACGGGCUCAACUUGUGUGUUGAAGCUCUUAGUAAACACGACACGCCCUCGACGGUCGCCUCAGUUCCUAGCUUGGACCAGACCCACAUGAGGCGGCCGUCUGCGUCAUCAACAGCUACACAUUUUCCCUCCAACUGCGAAUUGCGAUCCCCGCCACCCUCAAUAGAGGGCACGCCGUCGCCUUCACAGACUCCUCCUCUCCCCGCCAACGAUACAUCGAGCAAGCCUUCAGCAAGCUCGACCACCCAGCCCUCAACAAUACAGUCGCCCUGGCUUGCUCUCGCCGCCUCUGGCGGGGCUAUGACUCCUGCCCUCGAGGGGCCUUCCCUGGCACCUCGCGGGAGCCCCAAGCUGAGACAGCCCUUCGAGAGACUCAAUCUCGACUGCUUAGAGGCUACAUGGAGCUCGUCUAACCUGCGUCAGGAGACCACCGAGUCGCCCUCGCCGCCACGAGCAACGAAUGGAGUGGCCGUUCCAAGCGGGGCAAUUUGUGGCGGCGGCCGGCGGACCUCACUUGGCGCCCCCAUCUCUAUGGGCUCCUCUCUGGCACAGCGUCGAGCAAAGGGUGCCGCAAUGAGUCUUGGCGGUCUAAGUGGCAGUCAGCCAUCGGCCUCGAGUCAAUAUAAUGGCGGUGCCUCCAGCUCGUCGACAGGAUCUACCUCCUCCUACUCGGCAUCGGCAACCUCGUCCUCGACAUCGGGAGCAUCAACUUCCAAGUUGAGGCCUGCACCUGGCACGACACUGCCCUCCCUACUGACGGCGGAUUCGACUCUCGUGCUUGAUGUUCGGCCACAUUCUUGUUACCAGACAUCGCACCUCCCCGCCGCCCACCUACUCACUGUCCCGUCGAUGUUGAUGUUGCGACCCACGUUUGACAUGUCCCGGCUGCUGCCCAUGCUCGCAUCCAAAGCUAGGGAGGCGGUAGCGCGGUGGCGCGAGAAAUCAGACAUCGUUAUCGUCGAUCAAGAUUCGACCGUCGCUGUCGAGGGUGGUGUACUUGUGGGCCUAUCCCACAAGUUUGAGCGUGAGGGGUAUGCCGGUCGGCUGUGGUAUGUCCAGGGCGGCCAAGCAGCCCUCGACAAUCGACCGGAUAUCGAGUGCGUAGCUGGUAAUGCAACAGACGACAACAACGCACCCGCAUCCGACAGCAGCGGGACUCUUGGAAUAGGGCGGUUGCCAAGGCUCGCCUUCCAGCAGUCUUCCACCGGCCGCUCCUCAAGGGGCGUCACCACAGCUGCUGCCUCUCACCGAGGUGACCCUUUCCAGACAAUUAGCCUGCCUCUCGGCUCUGCGCCUGCGAGCGAUCGGCGGCUGGGGAGGAGCAAACUGCAGCCCGCCAACCCAUUCUUCGACAACAUUCGACAGAACUUGGAGCUGUCACAUGGGGGCAUUACCGAGCGCAUCUCUCUCGCACUGCCAGACGCGGUCAAGCGGCGCGCCAACGAGCUGCCCAAGUUUCUGCGCAACCUGGUGUGUAUGCCCGACACCGACUCGCAGGACGUCCUGGCAAAGCAGUUUUAUCGCCUCGAGCGAGGCGAGCAGGAGCGUUUGCAAGGUGUCAUGAAUGUCCUCAGCAAGGGCUCGCGGGCACAGGGCUUGCAACAGUCCCCAGCUGCGGGCGCACAAGCAUUGUGUGCGGAUGAAAUUGAGAAGCUGAUGGCGGACGGAUCCGAUCAAGGCAACUACUUCCCUUUCUCCAUCACCGCCGGCGUUGAGCGCGGCACGAAGAACCGUUACAAGAACAUUUGGCCGUUCGACUACUCCCGUGUACGACUGGGCUCCCCGGCCGAUGAUGAUUCAGACUACAUCAACGCCUCAUUUGUGCAGCCUCGUGGUACCACCCGCCGCUACAUUGCGACUCAGGGCCCACUCGACUCUACAUACCGCGAUUUCUGGACCUUGGUCUGGGAGCAGAACGUGCGCGUCAUCGUCAUGCUCACCAAGCAAUUCGAGGGUGGCCUGUUGAAGUGCGGCAACUAUUGGCAAGAGCAACAAUACGGGGACCUUAACCUGCGUCUGGUAUCGCAGACCGGCGGAGAGGACGAAGUUGAACAGAAGCCUACGACAGGUUUCGACUUUGGCGCGGCUGCCGCAGCACCAAGCCGGCGGGGUGGCAAUAUCCACCGCACAUUCGAACUUCGCCACAACGCUUGUCUCGACCAGCCCCCGCGCGUUGUCACACAGAUCCAGUGUGUCGACUGGCCUGACUUCGACAUUCCUGAAUCGCCCGAAAUUCUGCUCAACCUUAUGAAGGAGGUCGACUCCGUCGUUGCUAAGACGGGUCUGACCGGGUGUGGCGAGGAUAGGUGCGAGUUUCCUCCCGUUGUGGUGCAUUGUUCCGCUGGCGUCGGUCGGACCGGAAGUUACAUUCUUGUUGACGCUAUUUCGGACGGCCUGCGUCGCGAGCUGCGCAGCGAGACCUCAGCAUUUGAAGAAGCUCCGGACGUACAUCCGACCGAGGGCCCCGAGGAGAAUGAGGACGAAAUGGACGUCGACAUCGCCACGAACUCUAGCGCGAGUACCCCCGAACCGGAAAAGCCACGACCUAUUACCCAGAGCCACAAACGACACCGCGCGGCGACCCCGCUCAGCUCGCUGAAGGAGCCUAUCUUGGAGGUUCUUCAAAGCAUGCGCGUGCAGCGCAUGAGUUUGGUGCAGAGCCUGCGACAAUACCUGUUUGUGCACCGCGCCAUCAUUGCCAAUUAUCUCGAUAUCGCGGAUGAUGAAGCGCGUCGCCGGUCAUCUGGGUAUGACACGCAGUCCACCUUGUCACGCAGUUCGGUCGCCACCGCUGCGACUUCCGUGUCGGCGAGCGAGGACGACUCGCACAUCAAGCGGAAGCCUUCGUCUGCCGACCUUCAACCGGAGGUUGAUACGCGGUUGCACACCGUGGCUGGCCUGCGUCUCUCCGAGGGCUCGGAGGGUGCCGUUAACUUGGCCAAGAGAGCAAGUUUCAAGAAACGGCGUGGGCCGAACGCAAGCAGCGUCCCAGGUACACCCCAAAGUGCCGUAUCAGCAUCGUCCACGACCCCGGCGACACUAACCUGUCCACCGCUGCCGACGGCGCGUAGCGGCUCGGCGGCCACAUCUCCCUCCAUGUCAUCCGGACAGCGAAGAGGACGACGCGAGUAGUGAAUGUGACAACCGUGUAGCAGUUUGCAUUUAACCACCACCGCAGUGGUGUCCAGCAUGAGCAUAUCCGUGUCUUGACAUUUAUCAUUCUGUAUAGAUAGAGAGAGUAUCUUGUCCAGUGCCAUG
Cutaneotrichosporon oleaginosum is the source of this 3611-nucleotide messenger RNA. RefSeq lists its product as uncharacterized. Gene Ontology annotation, molecular function: protein tyrosine phosphatase activity. Lineage: Eukaryota; Fungi; Basidiomycota; Tremellomycetes; Trichosporonales; Trichosporonaceae. Gene Ontology annotation, biological process: protein dephosphorylation. The record is from RefSeq and is a predicted model, not a curated record.